Molecule: messenger RNA, 3211 nt
Organism: Daphnia magna
Lineage: Eukaryota; Metazoa; Arthropoda; Branchiopoda; Diplostraca; Daphniidae
Product: calcium-activated chloride channel regulator 4
Exons: 16
Coding region: 27-2951 (974 amino acids)
Molecular function (GO): protein binding
Source: RefSeq, a predicted model, not a curated record
ACCGCUGAAAUCACCAGUCUGAACAAAUGGACACGACGAUGUUGACUCGAUUGUUUGCGCUCGUGCUCGUCAUUCAUUGCACGGGAUGGGUUGGCAGUUCAGCUGCUACACGAGUGAGUCUCGUCGACAAUGGCUACGUCGAUUUGGUGUUCGCCAUCGGCGAAGCAGUACCGCAGAAUCAAUCCGACAUCAUCAUUGAAAACAUCAUGAAAAUGGUUGAAGACGCAUCUCCUGUGUUAUACGUGGCGACUGGCGAUCGUGCCUAUUUCAAAAGUGUCCGAAUUCUCAUUCCAAAUUCGUGGAAGGAUGUGGAGGCAAAUGUCAGCAGUUGGGAAACGUUCGAAAAAGCCGACGUCAUCGUGGACACGGCCAACCCGAAGUAUCAAGACAACCCGUACACCCAACAAACGCGCGGCUGCGGCGAACCUGGCGACAAAAUCCAUUUGACACCCGAAUAUGUGGCCCAUCUCGACCAUAACCAUCAGCUGUACGGCAAACCAGGCAAAGUCUUCGUUCACGAAUGGGCCCAUUAUCGCUACGGCGUAUUUAACGAAUACGGGACACCGGACGACGACAAAUAUCCACUUUUCUAUCUCAAGACAAGUGAUAACAAAUUGUUGCCCAAUUUGUGCACUGAUUUACCGCCCAUCUUCACUCUAUACGAUGAAAGCAAAAAUUCACCCAAUUGCAGAACCGACCCGGCGACGGGUCUUUACGACAAAAAUUGCAGAUACCGAUUGGACAAACUUUACAAGCCGGUUUCAUCUCUGAUGGCCAAUCAUUCCUUGGAUUCGGUGGUUCAUUUCUGCGAUGAAAACAUGCACGUCAAAGAGGCAAAAACUGCCCACAAUGCCAUGUGCGGAACUGAUAGCGUUUGGAAGGUCAUUAUGCGCAGCCCUGACUUUGCGACAGACAAAAAUCAACCGGUCGAUUUGGACACAAUGCCGACGGAAUUCAGCAUCAUUCGAUCGAAAGGACCCAAGCGAUUCGUCCUAGUGGCUGACGUUUCCGAUAGCAUGCGAAUCAGCAAUCGCAACGUUAAACUGGCUGAAGCUACACGCUCCUGGAUCAAAGACGACCUACCCUCCGGAAGCAAACUGGGAAUCGUUUGGUUCAGUUCGAUGGCUCAUGUAAUCAGCGAACUGCAAGUCAUCACCGACUCGAAGUCACGACUAGAGAUGAUGAAAAAAGUGCCCAGUCAAUUGUUUUCUGCUACUUGUAUCGGAUGCGGCCUCGAUCUCGCUGUCAAGAUGCUUACAGAAAACGAGGAUGAAGAGAAGGGUGGAACCAUCGUCCUGGUUACCGAUGGCAAAAGUUCACCAGGUUAUCUCACCAUCGCCGACGUAGAACAGGACAUCAUUGAAGCGGGCAUCCGCAUCAUCAGCGUCGCCUUCGGGAACAAAGCGAACGAGGACAUUGAGUACCUUGCCGACCUAACGGAUGGCAAAAGCUAUUUCAUUCACGACGAAGAUACGAGCGAAGCCCUCGAACAGGCUUUUUUUGGCGCUUCCACGCAACAAUGGAAUGUUCAGAACAGCGAAUUGAAAUUCAAAUUGUUAGAAUUAAGACUGGAAGCUAACAAAGCUCUGGGCAUCGAAGGCAGUUUCAAUGUAGAUCCGUCGGUCGGUCAAAAUUUGAAACUGACCGUUUUCAAUCUAGAGAAGCAGACGAAUUUAGAUUCGAUGGAACUGAUGGACCCUGAAGGAAAUGUCGUUACCAACGUCGAACAACAUGGAACGACCACAGCUUCGGUCACCGUACCUUUGGCUAAGAUUGGCAGAUGGAACCUGAAGGUCAAGUUAAGCAGAGCGCAAUCUUCAUUGCUGUUAGUCACUGUUACAACUCAGGGGCGUCCAGACGUUAAGAUACCCAUCACCACUAUUUGCAAGAUUCCCCAAGGACCUGAUAUUAAAGACGCCCAAAAUAAUCACAUUCGAAUUCACGCUGAGGUGCGCAAGGGAAUGUCUGCAGUUCUUGGAGCCAAAGUCAAAGCUUUUCUGGUGAAACCAGACGGUGAGUCGGAAAUUUUGGAUCUGAUGGACAAUGGCACCAACGCUGACACCUUCGCCGAUGAUGGCGUCUAUUCCAGGUAUUUCACCGGCGCCACUAUGAAAGGUCGAUACACGGUCAAAUGCCAGGUGGUUAGCAAUGACGACACCCUAAUUAGCCAAGGCUUUUUCGGAUCGGCCAGCCUUCAGCUUCACGAUAACGUCUUCAAUGGAACCGACGAGGGAAUUCCUCUGACCAGUUUUACCCGAAUCGCUUCUGGUGGAUCGUUUCAGGUGGGAAUUCCCGUGUCCAGUUACGAUGCCUAUCCACCAGGUGACGUCAGGGAUCUUUCUGUUACGUUAGUUAACGACACUGUCACAAACGUCACGGUCGAAUUGAAAUGGACCGCUCCCGGUGACGAACUCGAUACGGGCACUGUUUCUCGCUACGAGCUGAAGUAUUCAGAAAUUGUGGACGACGUGAUCAACUCCAACUUCGACGAUGAAUCUUCUGUUCGCAAGAGGCGCUCCGUCGUCAAAGAAGAUGAUCUCGUGGCCGGUUCGCUCAAACCAAUCGAAGCUGGCUCCUUGCAAACGGCCACCUUCCGUCUGACCGACGUCCAACCGGAAAGACCUUAUUACAUAGCAUUACGGGCAGUGGACAAGGCCGACAAUGCUGGCCAAGUCUCCAACUUGGGCGUUUUCUUCGUAUCGCAUAAAUCGGCAUUGCUCAUUGGGGACGACUUCAACAUGAAGUUGGAAGGAUCUUCUGGAUUUGAAGCAAGAGAUAUCAUCAAUGUGAAUCAAUCGGGCUAUCACGUCACCUCGUUAUUGGUCGCAGCCUUUGGGCUUAUUUUGAUCGCCUGUCUGUGUGUGGCCCUGUUGAUGGCCAUCAUCAAACACGUUAGAGCCUAUUCGGUCUACGUUGGUGUUCCGACUAGUAAAAAUCACGAUUUACCUUGAGUUAAUGCAAUAGACUCGAGGUAAAUUUAAAAAAUGCCCCAAACAUUUUUCGAUUUUAGAUAAGACUAAUAACCAAUCUACGUAGAACAGUACCGAGUGGUGGCGGUGUGAUCAGUCUAUAGCGAUUACAGAGUUAACAGGACGAAACAGAGCCAUACAAGAGCUGAUGCAAUCCUUGCAACUGUCCUAAGACCUUCAACAGUAUUUCCAAAUGAUUCGUGUCAAUUCAAUUUAAAUAAAUGGAUUCUUUCUGUAUUGCA